This is a messenger RNA of Humulus lupulus (European hop), 1119 nucleotides long. RefSeq lists its product as uncharacterized. Gene Ontology annotation, molecular function: nucleic acid binding; RNA-DNA hybrid ribonuclease activity. The coding region runs from base 1 to 1119 and encodes 372 amino acids. The transcript has 2 exons. The record is from RefSeq and is a predicted model, not a curated record. Lineage: Eukaryota; Viridiplantae; Streptophyta; Magnoliopsida; Rosales; Cannabaceae. Gene Ontology annotation, biological process: DNA integration.
AUGGUCCAAGAAUUAGCAAAGAAUUUUCAGGAAUGUCAGUUUGAACACAUGCCUCGAACGCAAAAUAGAUAUGCUGAUGCUUUAGCUACCAUGGCUUCUAAGGUUGAGGUGUCUGAAACUCAAAAUUUUGUAUGCAAAGUAAUCAAUCAAAAGUGUUCAGUUAUCUUGGGAUACAAAAGAGGAUUUGAACUCGAGGAAUGGCAGCAACAAAUAGUGAAUAAACUUACCGAACCAAAAACGACCAGUUUCAAAGAAAGACGAUAUUUCAUUAUGAUUAAAGAUACACUUUAUCACCAAUCCUUGGAUGGAGUAUUUGCAAGAUGUCUAAGGCAAGAAGAAGCUAUUGCACGAAUGGAGGAAAUUCAUGAUAUUUCUUGUGGGAUAGAGGGCCCUAAAUUAUCAAGAAGGUUGCAAAGAGCGGGGUACUAUUGGGAUAAUAUGGAGGAAGAUGCUGCAAGUUUGCAAAAAGAUUGCCUGAACUGUCAACUCAUAUUUAAUAGCACUAAGGCGAUCUUAAUCACCGAAAUCGAUGACUGGAGGAGGCCAUACCAAGAGUAUUUUCGAGAUAAAGUGACUCCUUGUGAUAAGAAAGAAAAGGAAAAGUUACUAAGACAUAUAAGCAAGUAUUGUUUAAAAGACAACAAUGACCUUUAUCGUAAAGGAUUCAACGGGAAGUUGUUGCGUUGCAUUAGCAAUGAAGAAGCAGAGGAAGUUAUAAAAGAAAUCCACCAUGGGGAUUGCGAUAAUGGUACACCUUUUACGGGAAAAUCGAUGAAGAAUUUAUUAGAAGAUUAUCAAAUUUCCCAUGGAAAGUCAACUAGGUACUACCCACAAGGGAAUGGUAUUGCUGAAGUUUUUAACAAGUUACUAUUGCAAGUUUUGAGUCGUAUGGUACAUGUUAGUCCCGCAAUCUGGCAUGAAUUUGUCCCUCUGGCUCUAUGGGCUUAUCACACUUCAAAACGGGGAUCGACAGGAUUUACACCAUUCUCCUUGGUAUAUGGGUCAGAAGCAGUACUACCUGUGGAGAUAGCUGUACCUUCCGCCAAGUUGUCCAUGGCAGCAGGAAUGGAUGUGCAUCAAGCAAGGCUAGAAGAAUUGGAAUUGGUGGAUGAACUGUGA